Lottia gigantea (owl limpet) is the source of this 1527-nucleotide messenger RNA. RefSeq lists its product as hypothetical. The transcript has 14 exons. Gene Ontology annotation, molecular function: proton-transporting ATPase activity, rotational mechanism. The record is from RefSeq and is a predicted model, not a curated record. The coding region runs from base 58 to 1527 and encodes 489 amino acids. NCBI's taxonomy places the organism in Eukaryota, Metazoa, Mollusca, Gastropoda, Lottiidae. Gene Ontology annotation, biological process: proton transmembrane transport. Gene Ontology annotation, cellular component: vacuolar proton-transporting V-type ATPase, V1 domain; lysosomal membrane.
AAAAUGGUGGCCGAGUAAAGUCAAAGAAUAAUUUAUGCACAAGUGAUUUUGAAUUUUAUGCCAGUUCAGAAGGAAAUUGAGUUAAUCACCUUGUCAGAGAGCAAGAUGAACAUGGAUAUUUCCAAUAUCGAAGACUUAGAAAAGGGAGCCCAGGUAGCUACCAGUUUGCUACAAGAAAGAGCUAACGAUGUCCGAGCUAACAGAGUCAAUUGGCAGUCCUAUCUACAGGGACAGAUGAUAUCUCAGGAUAUUUUUGCCUUUAUUUCCAAGUUUGAUAAUGGCAAUGCUGAGACUAGAGUACAGAUGCUGCAGGAGAAUCCAUUACAGUUUGCCGGUACAUUCUUUAAUUUGAUUGGUCAGAUAGCUAAAGACCAGACACUACAGUAUAUUUUAACUAUGUUAGAUGAUAGUAUUCAGGAGGAUAAAGGAAGAGUAGAGAUUUUUAAAGAAUAUGCCAAGAAACGAAAGGAGUCUGUCUGGUCACCAUUUUUUCAUCUUCUAGAACGAGAUGAUAAGUUUAUAGUGUACCAGUCGAGUAGAAUAAUUGGUAAAAUUGCCUGCUGGAGUAAAGAACCAAUGGAUAAAAAGAAUCUACAGUUUUAUCUCAGCUGGUUGAAAGAGCAGCUCAGUAAACCAGGUAAUGAGUAUUUACAGACAGCAGCACGUUGUCUACAGAUGAUGUUGAGACUGGAUCACUAUAGAACUAUGUUUGUAGAGGUAGAAGGCAUAUCAGCUAUAAUAUCAGUAUUAGCUGGUAGUAAAGUUGGGUUUCAGAUACAGUAUCAGCUGAUCUUCUGUCUCUGGUGUUUAACAUUUAAUGUCAGUCUAGCAGAGAAAAUAAACAAGUAUAACAUCAUUCCAAUAUUAGCUGAUAUUCUCAGUGAGUCUGUCAAAGAAAAAGUGACCAGAAUUAUUUUAGCUACAUUAAGGAAUCUAAUUGAGAAGCCUGAAGAAAAGGAAAUCCAACAUGUCCAUGCUCUGUCAAUGGUACAAUGUAAAGUUCUGAAACAACUAGAGUUAUUGGAAGGAAGAAAGUUUGAUGAUCCAGAUAUUGUGGAUGAUUUGAAAUUUCUCACGGAAACUCUUCUAUCUUCUGUCCAGGAUCUCAGUUCGUUUGACGAGUAUACAACAGAAAUAAAAUCAGGCAGACUGGAAUGGAGUCCUGUUCAUAAGUCAGACAGAUUCUGGAGAGAAAAUGCCAUCAGAUUGAACGAGAAAAAUUACGAACUUUUAAAGAUAUUGGUACGUCUAUUAGACACGAGUAAAGAUCCCUUAAUCCUGUCUGUAGCAGCUCAUGAUAUUGGGGAAUAUGUACGAUAUUAUCCUAGAGGAAAAAAUGCCGUGGAACAGCUGGGAGCCAAACAGAAGGUGAUGUGGUAUUUAGGACAUGAAGACCCUAAUGUUAGAUAUGAAGCUUUGAUAGCUGUCCAAAAACUUAUGGUCCAUAACUGGGAGUAUCUGGGGAAACAGUUGGACGUAGAACCAAAUAACAUGGAAACACCUGGUAUGGCUGCUGCUAAAGGCUAA